Messenger RNA from Saccostrea cuccullata (small rock oyster), 1823 nucleotides. RefSeq names its product ras suppressor protein 1-like. The record is from RefSeq and is a predicted model, not a curated record. Lineage: Eukaryota; Metazoa; Mollusca; Bivalvia; Ostreida; Ostreidae. The transcript has 9 exons. The coding region runs from base 99 to 914 and encodes 271 amino acids. Gene Ontology annotation, molecular function: protein binding.
GGAAUUUUGUAUGUUGUUAGGCACUUCCGGAGUAAAUAUUUCCUAAAUUGGCAUUCUGUAAAUUCCAACAAUAAUAAGUGUUUUUGAGCUCAAUAAAGAUGUCGAGCAAGGUUAAGAAAUAUAUUGAUGAAUGUCGAGGAGACCAAAACAACACAGAACUUGACUUGGUUGAUAAAGGAGUCGCGAGUCUAAAUAUACCAGGACUAUUGGACUUGAAGCACCUGACAAGACUGACACUGUCUCACAACAAAAUCAGCGAGGUCCCAGCCAAUAUAACAGAAUUGGCAAAUCUGGAACAUCUUAAUCUAUUCAACAACCACAUAAAGGAGCUUCCCAGCACCUUAAAUUCCUUAAUGAAACUGAAGAUACUUAAUGUUGGAAUGAAUAAGUUGAACAUGUUACCUCGUGGAUUUGGUGCCUUCCCAGCCCUGGAGGUUCUGGAUCUGACAUAUAACAACCUUAGUGAAAAGUCCCUCCCUGGAAAUUUCUUUUGUUUGGACACAUUAAGGGCACUCUAUCUUGGAGACAAUGAUUUUGAAUACCUGCCUCCAGAAAUAGGAAAACUAAAGAAUCUGCAAAUCCUAUGUUUGAGAGAGAAUGAUUUAGUAGCAUUACCAAAGGAAGUGGGAGAUCUGCCUCGUCUGAGAGAAUUACACAUACAGGGAAACAGACUGACAGUGUUACCACCAGAAAUAGGUAAUUUAGAUCUAGUGGGAUCUAAACAGGUAUUCCGUGGAGAAAACAACCCUUGGGUGACACCCAUAGCUGACCAAUACCAAGUGGGCGUUUCCCAUGUGUUUGACUAUAUAAGAUCAGAAACAUAUAGAUUUUUAUAUGGCCGUCAUAUUGCUGCAGAUUCUCCGCCGCCAAAUAAACCUGCCGAUAAAUCAAAGAAGAUUAGUCGAAUGGGCUGAACCAAUGAAAUAUAUCGAGGAGAAUGUGUAAACAAGACCAGAAAUAAGCUUACUAUAAUACUCAAAGCUACAGGUUUACAUAUAGAGUAGCCAUUGUGUGUAAAUGUCCAACCAUUUGUUACAAUGAAAAUUAUGCCUUUUCUCUUUAGGAAACAUAAAUGAUUUGUAUUUAUGGCAUAGUAGGAGCUACAGAGCUUAAAACUUCCAAAUGUACAGAAGAACUUUUUUUUUCAAUGCUGGUGCUAUGUUGUCUUGGGGUACUUAAACAUUGUAUCAUUGAUACCCAUUAAACCCCAUUAUACAUGUAAGGGGUAUUCCAUGUAGAUUGUGUUUUAUCUCCCAUGAAAAAUUAAAUACUAGAAUUAUUAUAAAUCAUAUUUUCAUGCUUGUAUUUCUUUAUAAAGCUUUUGAAAGCUAUUUUUUAAUAAUUGCUGCAAUUGACUGAUAGUCUGAAAUAUUCAUGCUUUCAUUUUUAUAUACUAUAAAUUCCGAUAUAGGAUCUGUUGAAGACUGGAUACUUUUUCAUGCAUCAUAUUUUUCUUUUAUCUUAAUUAAAUCCAAAUUUCUAUGUCCCAGGGUUGUUGCUGUAAGCUAAUAAUCCCAGUAAUAAGGGAAACUGAAAAAUUGUUUCUGACAUUGUUAUGACUGGGUACUAUCUGCUGAUUGCAUAACUUAGUGUUUUAAACAGAGGGAGAAAAGAAAACAAAAUAAUAGCUACGUGUAAUAUUACUGCAUUUUACAAAUGUUUAAAGAAAUGAUCAUUUCGAGUUAAAAGUUUCAUACAAAAUUUUUCUAUCAUUUAUGAAUGCAUUCUUGUAUGUGAUAUUUUUAUAUAUUUAAACUGUAUACAGGUAUCACAUAUUAUAUAAUUACAUUACAUUAUAACAAAUAAAAUAUCUGAUAUGUAAA